Dendrobium catenatum is the source of this 2597-nucleotide messenger RNA. Its product is annotated as auxin response factor 18. The transcript is spliced from 4 exons. The record is from RefSeq and is a predicted model, not a curated record. Gene Ontology annotation, cellular component: nucleus. Gene Ontology annotation, molecular function: DNA binding; protein binding. Lineage: Eukaryota; Viridiplantae; Streptophyta; Magnoliopsida; Asparagales; Orchidaceae. Gene Ontology annotation, biological process: regulation of DNA-templated transcription; response to hormone. Bases 300 to 2300 code for a protein of 666 amino acids.
CUCUCUCUCUCUCUCUUUCUUGGCGUUCUCUUUCUCUCCUGGCUUCCUCUUCAGUCCUCUUGAUCACUCUCAGCAUUCUCCUCCUUCCUCACUUCUUCUCCAGCCACCGCACAGUUGAGCUCGUCGGAGGAGGCCGGGAGGAGGACGGAAACCGCUGCGAAAGGAGAUUCAAUCGCCGUGAGCGCAGAAGACGCAAUCUAUGUUCUGAACUAAGCGCAAAAGGAGAUCAUGGCGAGAAGGAGAAGAGGCAGCGAUCGUCUUUAAAUCGGAAAAAUCCGACUGGAUUUGCAGAAGAAAGAAUGAAGAACAUUGAAAAUUGCUUGGAUUCCCAAUUAUGGCAUGCUUGCGCUGGAGGUAUGGUGCAGAUGCCGCUGGUAAAUUCUUUAGUCUAUUACUCACCUCAAGGUCAUUCUGAGCAUGCAAAAAGCUCUGUGGAAUUUGAUAAUUCUAUGCAAAUUCCCCCUAUGAUUCUUUGCCGUGUAAAAUCUGUAAAAUACAAGGCUGAUUCUGUCACUGAUGAGGUAUUCACUGAGAUAAAAUUGGUUCCUUUAAAGCCUCAUGAGUUGGAUUAUGAUGAAGAUGAAGGAAUUUCAUUAGGGAUCAACCGGUCAGAGAUACAGGAAAAACCUCUAUAUUUUGUAAAGACAUUAACCCAAUCUGAUGCUAAUAAUGGUGGUGGUUUCUCUGUUCCAAGAUAUUGUGCUGAGACUAUAUUCCCAAGAUUGGAUUACUCGGCCACUCCACCUGUUCAAAUUGUUCUAGUAAAGGAUUUACAUGGAAAGAUUUGGAAAUUUAGGCAUAUUUAUAGAGGGACACCUCGGAGACAUUUGCUCACAACUGGUUGGAGCAAUUUUGUGGGUGCGAAGAAGCUUGUGGCUGGUGAUUCAGUUGUGUUCUUGAGAACUGAUAAUGGUGAUCUUUGUGUGGGGAUUAGACGAGCAAAAGUUGGUCAUGAUUUAUCUGAAGGAUGGAAUCAUAAAAAUUGUACCUUUGGGGGAUUUGGUGUUUACAUGAUGGAUGGAGAUAAAAGGUUACUUAGGGACAAUGAUAACAUAAGUGGUAUCAAUUCUGAUCCAAACAGUAAGGGAAAGGGGAAAUUGAAGGUAGAUUCUGUUAUGGAUGCAGCAACUCUUGCAGCUAGUGGGCUUCCUUUCGAGGUUGUUUACUAUCCGAGGGCUGCUGCACCGGAGUUCGUCGUAAAAGCAUCAGUAGUGAGAGCUGCCAUGAGAGUCCAAUGGUGUUCAGGAAUGAGGUUUAAGAUGGCUUUUGAAACUGAGGACUCCUCAAGAAUAAGUUGGUUCAUGGGGACAAUAUCAUCAGUUCAGGUUGCUGAUCCUAUAAGAUGGCCUGGGUCUCCUUGGAGAUUACUAGAGGUGACAUGGGAUGAGCCUGAUCUUUUGCAGAAUGUAAAACGUGUGAACCCUUGGUUGGUGGAACUUGUAUCAACCAUGUCUGCCAUCCAUUUAGAACCAUUCUCACCUCCACGAAAAAAGCAUCGGAUCGCCCAGCAUCUGGAUUCCCCAUUCGAUCUUCAAAUUUCAAGCCAAUCGUUUGUCGGAAGCCCUCUCAUUCCCAGUCUCCUAGAUGGCACUACCCCUGCAGCUAGCAUACAGGGAGCCAGGCAUAUUCAACAUGGCACAUCUCUACCAGAACUCCACUUCAGAAAGUUGCAGCCUGGGCUGUUCUAUUCUGGAAUUCAUUGCUUCGCACGGCCUCCCAUAAUCCCCACAGGCCUCAUUCCUCCUAAAUCUCCUAUCUAUGAAGAUGACUCUAACUUGUUAAAAAUUGGUUGUCCUCCUCAAAGUGUGGGGAAUGAAUGUAACAAAGAAUCCAAAGCAAACAAACCUCACAUCAUACUCUUUGGAAAACAGAUCUUCACUGAACCACAGCUCUCUCUCAGCUUAAACAGCUCAUUGGAUAUGAACUCAGAUAGAUCUGAUUCAGGCAUUCGUCGAAACGGCAAGGGGGAUGGUUCACCUUCUGAUGAUAGACUUCCAUGGCAUUGGGAUUUAAAAGCAAAUGAUAUUAGUCCAGAGAUUGUUCAGUGCAAGGUGUUCAUGGAGUCCGAAAAUAUCGGCCGCACCCUCGAUCUCUCCGCUUUCGAUUCAUAUGAGGAGAUGUACAGGAGAUUGACAAACAUGUUUGGAAUCGAGAUUUCAGAGCUAACCAGCCGUAUUAUUUACAGAGAUACAGCCGGCGCAGUUAAACACCCAGAAGAUGAACCUUUUGCAAAAUUCAUGAAGGUUGCAAGGAGACUCACAAUAUCAAUGGAUGCGAGGUGCAACAACAUUGGCAAGUAAUAGGAGAAAUCUCUUGUUAGAAGGACAGCUGAAGAAGCAGUUUCUUCCAAGUUUGUAGUAAGUUAUCUUUAGUAGGAGAUACCAUAAAUCUGUUCUUUGGGCAUUGAUGUUAUUUUGAGCUUCUAAAGUUAGCUCAGUAUUUAGUUUCCAUUCCAUGCUUGUAAAUAGUUCUAAUCUUCUACUAUUCAUUUCCUCUCAGGAAUAUCUUUUUUAUAGCUCUUAAGGAUUUGUUUCCUUUUAAUGUUUCUUUUAACUUCAAAAAAAAGAAAAGAAAAAAAAAAGGAAGAUUAGUCUUCA